This is a messenger RNA of Amoebophrya sp. A25, 2478 nucleotides long. The record is from the annotation of a GenBank genome assembly. Lineage: Eukaryota; Dinophyceae; Syndiniales; Amoebophryaceae.
AUGCCAUUGCUGCGGGAGGUGUUUAAGCGGUUGGGACUUCCAGGUUUCGGCGGAGAGGUCCUUCACCAAAUCAAACAGGAGGACCGAGGGACGUCAUUGAGGCUCCUGUACCAGAUUAAGAAGUCGAUCGAACCAGUGAAAGAUGAUGCGAAAACGGAAAAAGUGUUAAUUUGAAUAGAACUCGAAGAACAGCAACAUACUAAUGAACUUCGAACCGUAUGAUUGAUCUUCCAAACGAUGCGGGAUACGUUUGGAAGGUCAUGCGGUUCGAACUUCAACAGCAUGCAACUACCGAUCAUUCCAGAAACGUCUGUAGCAACAUGCUGAUGAACUUCGAACCGCAUAAGUUUCUUAAUGAUGCUGCUACUGAUGGUUCUGGUAAAAACGUCACCAGAUGAUACGUUUAGAAGCUUGUGCUGGUCGAAUCUUAGCACCAUGCUUCUACCAAAACCAAACUCUGCUCAACACAGAUCCCCCGUCUCCCUCGUCCCGAGCUGGACCCGAGCGACGUUUAUUGGUACAAAAUGGGUGGCCACAAGGAACCUUUAUUGAAGCCGUUUCUCGAUGAAGAACGACGGCAAGUUCUCUAUGGCGAAUACCUGGACGACGUCGAUGAGCACACAAUGAUUGACAACAUCGCGAGGAACAGGGACGAACUGUUGGAGCAAGCCCUCGACCGCAGGAAUUUUGCCGCAGAACAAGAGGAACAUGUUCUCCAGUUCUGGAGAGGCACCUAUAGGGCAGAUGUGGCGAAGACUACAGAGGAGGUCAGGGUGGAGCGCGAGGUCUUGGCAAGAGAACAAGCGAAGAUUGACUCGACGAGGAAAUACUACCGGAAACAAGCGUACUCUACUACCACUAGUAGUUCCUUGUUCGAUGCUUUGACUGAUGACAGACAUUCUGGUAUUGCUGUAGAAGAACAGACUUCUUCUCUCACAACUGUAUCUUGUAUCUUGUUCUUGACUAGAACUCGAUCGACGUAGUUGCAACAAGAAGGUAGAAGACUUUCUUACACAUUUCUCCUUACCAACUUGGUAAGGAGGAAUGUGUAAGAAUUGGCUUACACCCGUUCUCUUCUCCUUAGCCCUCAUUCUCCUUACCAAACAGCCUCGACGGCAUCGAUAGCUACGAAAGAAAUCUUCAAAGGAUUGGUAUUGAUACAAGCGAGAACGCGGGAACCGACGUUCCGACACGGGGGAUCAACAAUCCCAUGGAGCUGUUGGAGAGUAUGAAGAAGAGGUACAACUACUCUUACACCUACUGCUACUGAUGCUAGAAGAACUCAGUCCUAACUAUUCCUGUUGUUUCACGAUUGCAGAUGUACAACACACGACAGACGACGGUAAUUACAAAGUAGGAUGCUUAUUCUGCUCUAUUUUUAAAGUUCUGCUCUAUAUAUAACGCGUUGCUAACAUAAGAGUCACGCGUUAAUAAGCCUGUCAUACACGUCGAGGAUCCUCCACCGACACGACAACUACAAGUUCGAUCCACUACUUCUCAGGUUACCUUCCCGCAAGAACCUCUUCCUAGAAUGCCUUGUGCAUAUGAGAAAGAUCAAGGCUGGUGGAAGAACUCGAAGAAAGGCGGCGCUGGAGAGGGAGAAGAGAAGACGGAAGCAACGCGUCCAAGCAUCCGUUGAGGCGGCUGACUUGGGUACAGCUAGUUCUUUUCACUGAAUGGUUGUAAUUCAAGUUCUACAACUACAAUCAAAUACAAGAUAAGUUUUGCCUGGCACUGCCUCAACUUCUGUCUCUACUUCCCCCACGCCCUUCGUCUCCCCACUCUUCUACAACAGCCAAGACAACCGCACUCAAAGAGGCCACAGCAACGCUCACAGCAGAGAUGCAUGCUCAACAAGUAGCCGCUAGAGCUCACUAUCUGCAGGAUAUCUAUGAGCAGAAGUUGUUUGACGAAAGGGCGGCUGCACAGACCGCCUUUGCCCAGAGACGUAAUAGUGAGUCCGAAGCAAGAUGGAGGAAACAGACAGCGACAUGUAGAGAACAUUUUGAUAGCGUGGAAAAACCAGCAAGGACGCAGAGGAAGGAAGUGUUUAAGUUAUGACCCGCAAGGCCAUUCGCAUUGGUAUAAUUGAAACUUGUGUUUUUAGUCAAAGGAAGUAAGCUUCGUUAGAGUUAGACCACCUAGUAGUGCAUAGUACUGAAUCUCGGUACUGCUGGACUUCCGUGACUGAUGGACGACGCCUUUACCGUAGAUGAUCCAUCUAGUAUUGCAUGUUAUUUAGAGUUAGACCAUCUAGUAGUGCAUAGUAGUGAAUCUCGGUAGAUUUUCUCACCCUUCUUGCGUGCUGAGGAUCCCCUAAUCUUCUCCGCCGAGGCCGAGCGGCAGCAACAGCGGCAAGAGAAGCAUAGUGUCUACUGCAACCGAGUCCUCGAAGAUCUUCUCGACGUUGCCGACGACAUCUUUAGGAAGAGAUAUGCGCAAUAUCAAGCGGACGGCGAGCUACCACCAAGGAAUAUG